AUGCUAGACUUAUUGAACAAUUGGUAUACAAGUGGAGUCGUUCCCCUUGAACAAGACAAUUUCCUCGCCCUAGACAACCUUAGCAAACCAUUAAGUGGACUUAUACGGUGGUCUAAAUUCUCCAAACUGAACAACUCUGGAUUUCAUGUAGUUUACCAGUACAACGAGGGACAAUACAGUUUGACAAAAGGAGAUGGCAGUAAGAAAUAUAGCUACACCUGUGAAACAGCCAAAAGUGAAGCCUUUAGAAUCAUACAAGAUGACAGGGACUUUACGUACGGGACGAACUAUCCUGACGAGAAAUCAGCACCCAGGGGCCCCAAGUUUUACCUGUACCCUACUGACACAGAAAUCCUUGGAUCCACCUCUGAGGUUUAUCUGGAGUGUGCAGCCACUGGGCUCACUCAGCCCACAUACCAGUGGACUGUAACCAGUGAGGAUGGGCAGACCCGGCCCAUAGUGGGCCCUCGAUACAUAGUGACCAACGGCAGAGUCAGCAUCAGCAAUCCUCAAGUGGCGUUAGACGGGGGAAGUUAUCAGUGCAGUGCUAAGAAUGAAUUUGGAGUUGUUCUGACUCCACCUGUUGUGUUAUCUUUUGCAGAUUUAGGAGAAUUUUCCAAUGUUGAUACGGCCCCCAUUCGUCCGUUGGAAUACCAGGGUACAGUGAUCCAGUGUCCAAAGAUUUCCUCAACAUCCAGUCUGUCCAUCAGCUAUAACUGGAUCAAGGACCAAACCACGCCCAUUAACUCCCGACUGACACCGUAUCUCUUUAUUUCUGGAGACGGCCAGCUUUAUUUCUCGGAGGUGACGCGAGGCGAUAAUGGCAUGUACUUCUGCAUGGCGACACUGACGUAUCCGACAGACUGUGACAACUACGCAGGAUCGUUUCAGUCUCCCAGUCGAAUCAGUACGGGAAUACCCUUACAAGUGCAGGGAACUCCAUCAGGAAUAUUGAAUGUUCAGAUUCCUGACAGUUUCAUUCAAGUGUUUCCACGGCAACCAGUGGUGGGAGUUGAUGUCAGAUUGGAAUGUUUUGCUUAUGGAAGUGGACCUCUAGUGUACCAGUGGUUUCUCCCGACCCUUAGAGAUCCAGGGACCAGGGUCAGGUUUACAGACAGUGACCGGGUGUUGACCAUCGUGGGGGUCACUCUUCAGGAUGCCGGGGUGUUCACCUGUGUGUGCUCAAGUCGACGGUCAGGAACUAGGGACCAGAAAACCUUCCAUCUCGCCAUUGAGGCAAAACCAGUGUUCACAGUUCCCCUGAGGGACCAGCACGCAGACAGAGAAUCUGAACUGGUCUGGAGAUGUCAGGCAUUUGGGAUUCCCCGACCCACCUACACCUGGUACCGGAACGGUCAGCUGUUGUCAGGGGACAGUGACCUAGCUAUCACAGGAAACACCCUCACAAUUCCCAGGCUUGGGGAGGGUCAGGCUGGGAUGUACCAGUGUAUGGCCAGCAACAGACAUGGGGUGGUGACCAGUACCGCCCAACUCAGGGUGUUGUCUUUCCCUCCCUCCUUUAAAAAGAGACCGCUGGAAUCCACCACCAUUGGAUCACUGGGGGGAUCUGUGACCAUCCUGUGCCACCCAGAGGCUGCGCCCAGCCCCAACAUCACCUGGCUGUAUGAGGGACAGGUGAUUCCAGGUGAUAGUGGACAGGAAGGGACACCUGUCCACCUUCAGUCACUGACCAGUGGUCACCUGAGGAUUGUUAACCUGAGCUACACAGACCAGGGCUUGUACACCUGUAAGGCUGUCAAUAUACAUGGGACAGUACAGAGCUCCACUGAGCUGACAGUGCUAGGUAGGACAGUAAUGGUGGAGCGGCCCUCAACUGUUACAGUGGUGGUGAAUGGAACAGCCCUGCUGUCCUGUCGAGCUUCCUACAGCCCCGGUCUAGAACUCGUCUAUACCUGGUCCUUUAACGACCAAAGUAUAGAUCCUGAGCAGGAUAACAACUUUAAGAUGAGGAGUCCUUUCACUGGUGAUCUAUAUAUAGUGAUGACACAAUUCAGACAUGCUGGAGUGUACACCUGUACGGCCUCUACCCAGCUAGACUUUGUCAGUACGUCAGCUACACUGUCAGUUCUAGGACCCCCUGGGGAGCCCUUUGGUGUCCAUGUUGUCAAGAGACAAUCAUCCAUUGAUCCAUACAUUAUUCACCUUGCAUGGCAAGAUGGGGCCACUCAUGGGAGACCAGUGCAGGCUUACUCCAUAUUCACCAAGUCAAAUUACUCUGAGAGCAAAUGGAACAUGAUAAUGAAUAUUCCUCUGAAUUCGGUUACAGUGGAGGGAACUUUGAGGUCCGUUAAGGUCCUGCACCUGAGUCCUGGGUCCUCCUAUCGAUUCAAGGUCCUAGCCAUCAACAUCUACGGAGCUGGACCAACAAGUGCCCCUUCAGUGUGCCUGAAAUGUGCCUAUUAUUAA
Messenger RNA from Magallana angulata, 2427 nucleotides. RefSeq names its product contactin-like. NCBI's taxonomy places the organism in Eukaryota, Metazoa, Mollusca, Bivalvia, Ostreida, Ostreidae. Gene Ontology annotation, molecular function: protein binding. The coding region runs from base 1 to 2427 and encodes 808 amino acids. Gene Ontology annotation, biological process: cell-cell adhesion. The transcript has 15 exons. The record is from RefSeq and is a predicted model, not a curated record.